Pungitius pungitius (ninespine stickleback) is the source of this 2404-nucleotide messenger RNA. Its product is annotated as ribonuclease inhibitor-like. The transcript has 8 exons. Gene Ontology annotation, molecular function: protein binding. NCBI's taxonomy places the organism in Eukaryota, Metazoa, Chordata, Actinopteri, Perciformes, Gasterosteidae. The coding region runs from base 380 to 1141 and encodes 253 amino acids. Gene Ontology annotation, cellular component: cytoplasm. The record is from RefSeq and is a predicted model, not a curated record.
GGUGGGACUUCGGCGUAAACGGUCAGGUUCAGUGUAUCUGUGUAAGAGAGAAGAGUCAUUCACCGUUAGGUAAAGUUGCAAUGAUCUAAGCGGAGAUCCUAUUAAUAACUUGACGGCUGACGACCAGUUAGCCUAUGGUUUGGAUUGUGGUGACCUGCCCGAGCUGAUUCAGGAGACGGACAUUUAAGACGAGGAUCGGAAAAACUCCUGUGGACCACUAAGAAGAACGGUUUCCCGCGUCUGCGCUUCCGGUUGUAGACAGUUUGCUGGUGUGUUUUUUCUCCCGGGUUCUGCCUGCCGUCCAUCGCCCGGAUUCCGCUCAUCUUCUCCUUUGAAUGGGGAACCAGAGACGUGGUCUUGUCCAGCACCGUGAGUGUAGAUGGCCACGUCCUGGCAGUGUCUGACAACAUGUUUGUCCACAACAACUCUAAGCACGGCCGAAGGGCCCGCAGACUGGAGCCCGGCGAGUCUGUGGAGAAUACUAUGGAAUAUGCCACCCCGUGCAUCAAAGCCAUUAGUCCCAGUGAGGGCUGGACCACCGGCGGGGCGAUGGUCAUCGUCAUUGGGGAGAACUUUUUUGACGGCCUGCAGGUGGUGUUUGGCAGCAUGCUGGUGUGGAGUGAGUCUGCAUGCAUGUAAUCUCACUGUGAGCUGCUGUGAGAACCUGGCAAAGAAUAUCAACCCAUCACAAGUUAGAGAGCUGGACCUGUCCAACAACAACCUGACAGAUGCAGGAAUAACACUGCUCUCCAAGAAACUGAAGAACAGCAAAUUGGAGAAACUCAGACUGAGGAGCUGCAAUCUAACACAGCACAGCUCCGAUGACCUGACCGCCGUCAUCAGCUCAGCCUCCUGCCAGCUUAGAGAAUUGGACCUAUCUGACAAUGACUUGCAGGACGUAGGAGUCAAAACGCUCUCUGGUGGACUGGAGAGUCCUCACUGUCAACUGAAGAUACUCUCUGUGUCCUUGUGCAGAGUGACAGAGGAAGGCUGCACUUUCCUGGCAUCAGCUUUGAACUCGUCCAGUAUGAGAGAGCUGGACCUGAGCUACAACCACCCGGGAGAGUUGGGCGUGCAGCUUCUGUCUGCUCUGAUGGCCGACCCACAAUGCAGCCUGCAGAAACUCAGGAGGAGCAGCUGAGAUGAGGAGUUGGAUCCAGGCAGUGCCGGCGCUCCGCACACGCACAUCACGCGCUGCGCGUAGGGCACCAAGUGCCUGGAGGGGCACCAAAAAAUCUGGGACGUGAAAAAUCAUCACAGUAGGCUACUAGUAUAAAUAACAAAUAAAAUAUGUCUAAAGCAUGCUAAUAUGCAAAAUCAAUACAAAGUCAAAAAGUAAUAGGCCUAGACCAAAUUAGUGGAGAAAAAGGGGAACCUCCUGUGCGCCCCCCCCCCCCCCUCACCUCCCAGUGGUCUGUUCCAUUAUGCCUCAAAUCUCAAAUGUGGCAGACAGCUUUGAAACGGCUUCGAAAAGGCAUCAAGAGUCGGGGGCGGAAAAAAGAGACAGCGGGAUGAUGCUCGCGCGUCGCUCUCAGCUAAGACAAUGUUUUAAAUCAGGGGUCCCCAAACUUUGUCUCGUGAGGACCGUUGCUAGCGGUCACCGGGCGGCCGGCUGCCCACAUGUACUCGCGCUCAUAAUGUCCGCACGGACCGCCGUGGGUCGUAAUCGGUACUCGUCCGCGGGCCGCCCGACGUUUCUGUUACCGUUACCGUUUCUGUUAUCAUUUGUUUUUCAUGUUAUCAUUUACGUUUUUGCAUAACAAUCGGCUUCAAGAGGCAUAUCCCAAUCUAUGGAUUGCUUCGUAUUGCACUGACUCUCCCUGUCACAGUUACCUCUGCUGAGCGAAGCUUUUCAAAGCUCAAACUAAUCAGAACGUACCUGCGCUCAUCAAUGGGGCAGGAACGUUUAAGUGGUCUGGCUGUCAUCAGCAUCAAUGGGGACGUGGCUCAGAAACUGUCAUAUGACCUGAGAGCUGAUUUUGCAGCUAGGAAAUGCAGGCGUGUGCCUCUGUAGGGCCUUUGACAACUGAUGGUAGUGAAAAUGUUUGUAAUAUUGUUCUAUCGGAUAGCAGAAUGGUCUCUUUUAUAGAGAUGGUAAAGUAAAUUCUACUGUGCAGUUUGCACUUUAUUAUUAUUAUUUGUACUUACUGAAGAAAUGUGCACAUUAUUACUUACACGGUUAUAUACUUGAAUACUUUCUGCAUUUACAAUGUUCAGUUCCAAAUCUGUGUUUUUAGUAAUUGUGGUGGUAUUUGGUAAUUAUAAUUUAUAAUUUUAUCUUUUAUAUAAUUUAUUUCUUUUCAUGUUUGUUUAUGUAAAUUAUUUAUGUUUAGAAGUUAUUUGGGGAAUAAAGAGUACCUAACUAAGACCUAACUAAGAUUCUGAAUGGUUGUUAUUCCUUUGG